This is a messenger RNA of Megalobrama amblycephala (Wuchang bream), 792 nucleotides long. RefSeq lists its product as uncharacterized. Lineage: Eukaryota; Metazoa; Chordata; Actinopteri; Cypriniformes; Xenocyprididae. The coding region runs from base 143 to 727 and encodes 194 amino acids. The transcript is spliced from 2 exons. The record is from RefSeq and is a predicted model, not a curated record.
GUUAAAGAAAGACAAAAGCAUACGAAAGGAAAAGGUGGUGUGCCACAUCCUUUUGACAUCAUUACCAUCUGCCCUGUUUCAUGCAAGACCACCAGCUAUAUAUCCUUUAACAAAAGUGAAUCAGCAAAGAUCCGACUGUCUGAUGUGGCUGCACAUGUCUCACAAUAUGAUCCUAAAAAUGCUGUCAUUUAUGGUCAUCUUCAAUCUCAUACUUCACACCUGUCUGAGUGAUCUGGACAUGCUGCAUCCAUCUCAGCCCUGCACUGAAGCGGAGAACAACAACGGUUACAACACAUUUCUUAGCCGUCACCUACGUAAGGGCAUCCCAACUGAUCUGGACAAAAAGAAAUGGCAGAAGUUCAUUACAAAACUCGACAGCUGGAAGAGGAAGAAACAGUCUUUUUUCCGCUUUUCUGAAUCAAAGAGUGUCAUAGCUGUUUGUUCAUCAGGAGGAAAGAUGUAUAAGGGCAACCUCUGCAUCAGCAAGAAAUCUUUUUCUUUUUUCACUGUUGAGAUCAACAGUAUAAAGAAAAUAGUCAAAAGAGUCCAGUUUCAGAAACAACAUGUAAUUCUUGCCUGUGAUCAAAUUGACAACAGAUGUUUACCUGUUCAUUUUGAUGAAAAUACGGAAAAUAUUAAACCAAAUAACAACAGACGAGACUGCAGUAAAUCAAAGCCUAAGAUAAAUACAACAUCUGUUUAUGAUGAAGUGUUUCCCUGGCUCUAAUGUAACUGCAGAAAAAUGACCUGUAGAAGUUUUUUUUUCAGCAUCUCUAUAUUCCUUUUCUGUAG